Messenger RNA from Glossina fuscipes, 6995 nucleotides. Its product is annotated as transmembrane protein 198. Gene Ontology annotation, cellular component: plasma membrane. The transcript has 6 exons. The record is from RefSeq and is a predicted model, not a curated record. The coding region runs from base 133 to 1188 and encodes 351 amino acids. Lineage: Eukaryota; Metazoa; Arthropoda; Insecta; Diptera; Glossinidae.
UAUGUAUAUUUAUUAAAUAAAAAGAAAAAAUGAAAAUGAAUUUUCUGUUGAUUACAACUUAAAAUUACACAUAAGUGAGUGUGCGUGUGUUUCUCUGUUUGCGUGUACAUUUUAUUAUUGUUGGCCAACACAAUGGAGGCUGUUUUUAUUUACGAAACCGAACAUCCUGAAAUCCAGAAAAUGGAUUGGCCAUUUUUAAUAAAGGGCUUCCUGGAAGGUCCACCAUGCACUAAUUCACCGCCCGAUACAUUGGCUGCUCUAUUAUGGACAAUAACAGCUGUUUUCGGCAUUGUGUACGCCUUGUUGGGCUAUCGCUGCUUAAGAGCGGUGGGCUUUCUCACUGGGCUUUUUAUUGGAGCGAAUGGUGUUGUAAUGUUCCGUCAGUAUUAUAUACCGAUACUGGGCGAACCCACGGAUUCGGCUUUGGCUAUAGUAGCCGGUUUAGUGGGAGCGGUUCUUGGCUCGACAUAUCCUGUUGCUACUACGCUAAUAAGCGCUUUCGCUGGAGCUUUAUUGGCCGGAGCCGCAAUGACAGUGUGCGUGGCCACGAUGCCAGAUAAUCAGUUUGGGCAUGCUGAAAUUACGGUGGCUUUGAUAGGUGGUGCCGGUAUUUUCGCCGUUCUAACAUUAUGCAGCGCCAAGUAUGUUACCAUUUUAACUUCAAGCGUAGUGGGGUCUGCGAUGAUCAUAACAUCGGUAGAUUUUUUCUUACAUGGCUUAGAACUAACGCACUGGAUUUUUAAUAUGAAGCCUCAUCCUAAUCCGCCAGCUUGCUACGGUGGCAUAUUGAUUUGCGCUUGGCCCGUGGCGAUUAUUAUCAGCAUAAUGAUCCAGUGUUUCAUUACCGCCUGGGGCGUGGAUCACCGCAAGCGUUUACUGCAGCAACGUCAUCAACAACUCGCACGCAUGCAGGCUAGACCACGCGAAACACGCGAAGAAGCCAGGCAGCGUAAAUUUCGCUAUUUAUAUCAAAUACGAACGGCUCGCGGUGACAUUAUCUCUCAGAAUUUCGUUUCAGCUUUACAGAAACGCAUACAGCUCAGCGGCACGGAAACUCCUUCGGAACGUUCUCUGAAAACUGGCUCCAAUGAACGUAAUACCUUUCGUAGCGAUCGUACUCAUUUCACGACAAUACCGCCCGAUUCGGAUAUGUUUGAUAAAAUUGAAAUUGUACGUGACAUAGCAUAACAAACGGCUUAUAAUUAUAUGUAAGUCUUUCCGAAUUAAAAGACAAAUGAAAUCCUUUUACACACAGCCAAGCUAUUAGUAUUGUAAGUAUUAUUAUGCGCAAAUAAAAAAAAAAGUUUUUAAAAAUUUAAAGAAACAGAAAAAAAGAAAAAACUUUAAAAAGCAGCUUAAUCAGGUUUCCUGUGUAAAAGUUUAAAAAAAAAAAAAUUUAUUUAUUUCGCGAAAGUAACAAAUAACACGAUCAGAGAAUGAAAAAAAACGAAAAGAGAGAAAAGAGAAUUCAUUUAACUUGUAUUAUCGAAUAAACGCCAGUUUUAUAAUGUCGGGGUUAAAGUUGAUCAUUUGGUUAAAGUACAAAAUUAAUCCUUAGCUGACUGGAUAUUAUGAAAACGGCUCUAAACAAUGUGAGGACAAAAAUAAAACGAAUGAAGUUAGUUGAUUAAAUAUAAUAGAAAAGCAAAUAAACAAAUAAAAAUUGAAAAAAUAAACCAACAAAGCAAAAGUGCUGCUAACAUUUUCUCUCAAUCGUUUUUUACCAAUUUCAUUCUUCGUGUGAAUCAAACGCUUAAGACCUUAGUUCUUCUUCCUAAAUACAUUUUUUUUGCUCUUCGGGUGAUAUAAUUUAGCAUUAAAUUGAUUUCAUUUUAAUUUCUAAUUUUAUAAUUUACUCGUAUUUUAGUUGAAGAAUUUAAAAUUAGCUUAUACAAGUUUCUUUAUCGUCGUUCCAAUUAUUCGCUUUAACGAUGCCACUCGACGUACAUACGUAUCCUAAAAUGUCCGUGUAUUUAAAUGUUCGUGUGUCCGUUCAAUGCUUCCGUAGUAAAUGGCAGUUUUUAUAGUUCGUUGAGACAAUAUGUCAGUGAUUUGUAUUCCAGUCAAAAAAUUUGCUGUCCAGAAAGCCAUCAAAUGUUUGAUCUACGCAGCAGUCCGUAAAGAAAAUGAGGUCAAAACAAUUUACUGGUUAACAUUCAGGUUACAUUCGAUCGUCAUUGGUUUUUUUUUUUUCCAUUGUUCAGGCAUCCCGGGCACGUGGCGGAAGGGUUAUGAUGGUCUCAAAUUAUUGGGGUUAGAAGAUGACCGAAAGAGAUAGAAUAUUGGGUAUUUUAAAUGCACGAAUGUUAGGAACGAUACCUAAAACCUCUGCAUGUAUAUUGUCCAGCACCUAUAAUAAACUGACAGACUCACCUUCAGGAGAAAUAGGUAAGGAUGCUAUGAAAGCUAAAUAGUUCUGUAGAGCACCUAUGGUAGAAUCACCUUUAACUAAGUCAAAAAAGUUGGAAACCCAUUCAUUAACUAGAGUCACCUAAGCCGCUCACUGCCCGUUAUGGUCGCCAUAAACAAUUCUCAGAACCGCCUAAGACUUCAAUUUAGUGGUUAUCCCUACUCGGAAUGGCUGACCCAUUAAAAGGAGCAUCUUGGCUCGCAUCUUUGUAUAAGCUUCCAACAGGUAACUGCCUUUUCAGAUACAAAAAAUUGCAAUACUUCCAAAAUAUUCAAUACUCCCUUUUAAGUCAAGAAGUUUGACGAUUGAGUCGCCCAAUUCAAUGUUAUUCAUAUUGAUAUAUAUCGUAAAUUUAUUAUCCUGGGCUGGGGAGAGUACCUAUUAAUUUCAUUUUAUUAUUUUAAGGAUUCCUAUUUUCGCUUAACAAGGCCACGAGCGAAUACACAUCAUCUUGUUAUUAUUAGGCUUAACUUUUUUUUCAGAUCUCGUUAUUCACUUUAUUCUUAAUUAUAUUAAGAGUAAGAACGAAUUUAGCAAAUCCACUUAAAUCUAUCUAUUUGCAGUGGCAAUUGGCAAUGUAUUAAACGUUGAGAAAGAAAAUGAUUGCGAUAAUAUCAUAUAAAUUUUAAAAUGGGCCUAAUAAACAAAGAUUCGAACAAUAGCUGAUCUUAGGAAUCCUAGGAAAUGCCAGAAAUUUCUAAAAACCAAUUUUAAAGUUUUUUGAACAAUACUGAGACAAAAAUGGUCUCAAUUAAUGGAGGUAUUAUCCAGGAAAAUAGUAAGACAACCACUUCAGCUACAACGAGUGACAGUUUCGCUGACGUGUUAGUUGGGUUAAAUAAAAAGGCUGCUACUUUCACCAUUAUGAUAUAGAUUGACUUCGUUUGAUAUAAAAUUCAAGCCAUGGAUGUGGAUGAUGUUUAUUUUUUUGCACAAAACGGCCCCCACUUGUCACACAACUCAUCAAGCAAUGGCUCUCUCUAUACUUUUUUUACAGACAUAUCUUUGCCUUAAGGCGAUUGUAACUUUUUGUGCCCACCGCUCAAAAUAUAUGAGAUGCGUUUAAUGUUCACAUAUGCAUUUAAAUCUGCAUGCGAGGCCACACAAAGCGUGUAAUUAGCUUGAAUAAAGGACAAGUGUAGACGUGCAUAUAUAUUUGCAACGACAAUUCUUCUGUCGUUGGAAUUUUGGUCGCGGCUUUGAAAUUUUGUAUAAAAGUUGUCGCUCUUGAUACACUCAAAAAUCAGCAAAGCGUCUGGACACCGUUACCGGAAAGCUUAUUAAAUUCCUUUCUUUCUAUUGAAAUUAAUUGUUUUUAAGGCAAAGUGUUUCUUUUUGGAAAGGCAUUUGUCCCUAUAGAAUUCGCAAAGACUCUGUAGCCAAGCUACAGUUAUUUUAUCCUCGUGUACAUAUGUGUCUUUACCAGAUGAUAAGGAUACGUUCGUUAUAUUUAUGGGGACAUCCUUGGCGACUUCUUGUUGUCGACGAUGAUGAUGAUGAUGAUGAUGAUGAUGAUGAUGAUAGAUGAUCGAUAGCGAGAUCGGCAAAUAUCUCACCAGGCGGGGAAAGCAAUUGGCCAAUUUUAUAAGAGUGCAUUACAUCUACUUUCACACUCUGCGCUCUUCAACAAAAGUAUUAUUAAAACAUUUACUCUAUUAAUUGCACAUAUGCUGACAUUUCAAAAGUUACGUUUGAAAAGCUAAUUUGAAAGUUUCUCUAAAGAGAAAUAAGAUCACAAUUCUUCUGUAUAUAAGUACAUAAAAAAAAUAUAGUUUGAAUAUGCAUUAACUAGUGGUGGGUAUUCAAAAAUACCUGCCUAAGUCGACUAUGGCGUUUUCUUUGUUACUUGUGUUGUUAAUUUUGUAAAGCUGAGAAGGAAUUUUGUUUUAUUUCUUUUUUCAAUUACUUUAUUUCUCUAUUCAAUAUUUUUCUCUAAAUUUUUAGAAAGCCCUAAGGUAACGCGUAGAUAAUCCAAAAUAAUGACCAUGUAGAAGGCAUUUCAUUAUGGGCAUAUUUACAUGAAACUUCGUUUACAAAAAUGCAUUUAUUUUUUAAUGAGCCUUAAGGCAAGGUAUGCAGUUAUAUUAAAAUCAUUUAUCGACGACAUCCGAUUAGUUGAGCAAACAAUUUUUCCCUAAGCAAGUUACAAGUCUAUCUAAUCGAGGGGACGAUAGACGUUACUUUUUAUCAAAAACAUGUUAAAAUAUUGUCGACUAAUAAACUCCCUACGUCACUCUGCCUAAUACAAUCCUUCAUUUAUAUUCGUCGUAAAAUAUUAAAAAUUCUAGUUCGUUACCAUAUGAACACUUAUUUAUCAUUAUAAUACUACCUAUUAUUAUGCUUAUUUUUUAUGCAAGUGCUACGAUAUCUGCACUUACUAUUUUUCGCCUAUAUUUGUGAUAAAGUAUCAAAAAUUAUAUCUUGUCCCCACAUAAAAGUUAACUUUUCAUGAAACCUCUUAUUUGGGACGCGUGCUGUCUGGUGCAAACUUGUUAGGUCUUGAUUUCAACGGGCAAAUGAUUUCAACGUAAAAACGUGCAUUUUGUAAAAACGUUCAUUACUAUGCCAAAAUACUAUGCCAAAAUACUAUUGCUGUUGUGGGAAAGUAAUAAAAUAUUUCUCUUUUUUUUCGCAUAUAUACUGCUUUAAAUGAGGCGGGUUUAUGGACAUUGAUGAUAAAAAUGGUCCGAACCAAUUUAUUUUCAAUGGCUUUGUCCUUGGGACCAAGACAUAUCAGUGUAUUAAAUUUCGCAAAUUCCGACGCAUGGGUUGAAUAUAAAUAUAUGAGCAGAAAUUAGACGGAUGAACUUCACUAAAUCGAUCGGUAGUAAAAAAGAUCAUAAAUUCCAUGUUAAAUCCUUCUGAGUGCAGUCUUAAGGACCGAUGUGCCGCGAAUGAGAUAGGGUAUCAAAACACCGAAUCGAUAGGUCCAAUGAAACGUAGAUCUGUUCCAAGGUCUUCUUAAUUUUAAAAUACAUCUGCUCAUACUUAUUACACAAAUUGUGUAAAGCAUGAAAAUCGCUGUUAGCAAGUUUUGUUGGGGCAUACACUCUUCUCCGGUUGCAAAGCAAACUUCGCAAGCCGAGUCAAAAAUAUCAUAAUUUUGAUUGUUGACUGACAUGACCUUAAAAAGGAAAUACAUGAAAAUACGACGCCUUCAUAGCAAUUGAAUGAAAUGUUGAUAUUAACUUGAUUUCUUUCUUUGUUCGGCGUCUCGAAAGAUAUACUUUCAUCAUUUAUGAUUUCGCUGGUCACAUCCACCCAGAAAAUUUUAUCAAGUACCCUGCACUAUAAUCAAUCAAUAAAAGUUUUUUCAUUUCUUCGUCUCUUCUUCUUAUGAAAAGAACGCAAGCUAGCUGCAAACGUAACGGCAUGCAGUCUGCCUCAAGUGAUGCCAAAAUCGAAAUUCCGUCAAAUUAACAGUAUGGGGAAACUUUUAAAAUUUAUGUUGGUUUGAAACAGCGGAUGCAAAUUAUUCACUUUAUUGUCUAUACAACAGAUUGGCCGUAGGAAAACUGUAACCGUAUUCAUCAACCUAACUUCCUACAAGAGUGGCAACAUCAGUUUAACCUCGUUUCCCUAACAUUUCGAUGUUUUUUUAUAAAAUUAAAAUUUUCAAAACCUACAACAUACGCUUCAAUUUCCGCAAUGAUCUCAACCUUUGAUCCUUAUCUCUUAACAUUUAUAAAUAGAUAAUUGCCGCUAGAGAUUAGUCAGACCCAAGAGGAUGAUAAUAGAAGCAAUAAUUCUAAUUUAAAUUCAUGAAAUUUAUACUAUCGGUGACAGAACACUGUCAAUCAACGCGAUAUUCAUUGUGAAAGUAACUUUUUUAUGUUGCAGCUUUCAUGCAAAACAGUGAAUGCACUACCUUUUUAAUUCUUUACGAUGUCUGCUGUUACGUGCUGCAACUUCACUUUUCGAGUGUUGAGAUGAGUUUUGCAAAGCUUAAUGGUAUAAACAAUUUUUUUGGUUGUCAAUUUGCGUUCAGCACCAACGAUGUCCGUUCGAAGUUAUUUAAAAUCAUACAACCAUCGAGAGUUUGCUGUCUGAUCAUUACAAUAUUCACAACAAUGCUUGAUAUGACCAAAGGAGGAAUAUAAAUUCCUUACUAAACGUGCUUCAUGUCUUGUCCUGAAGUAAUUACAGGGCUCUUCAACUUUACCUUAAAUGUAAUUUGUUUUUAUUCUAUGUAUGUGUAAGAGAUCAACAACUUACAAAUCCAUUAUGAGUAGGGAUAAGAAGGCUGUAUAAUGCGUGCACUUCAAGAAGCUUUUUAACGUAUAACUGUUUACCGAAUCCCAGGUAAUCGUAUAUAGACGCUUGCAAUUUCUUAUCUCCAUCCAAAUCAUCUCCAUUCUUAUUAUUAUCGUAUGUCAAAACAUAUGUUUAGCGAUUUAAUUUUCUAUAAAAUUUUUUGAAUUUAAUUUCGAAAAUCAGGAUGAAAUUCCUUCUAUUCAACUCCUAAAUAUUGCUACAAAAUUUUUCCUUAACCUUUCUGCACGUACAUAAGUAGAACACUUGUAAUAAUAGUAAAACAAAUUAGUUUUUAAUUCUUGAAUUAUUCUAAACCAAAAUUUCAUUAUUA